GAAAAACGUUGUCAGUGAAUUUUUAUUGCCUAAAGUUUACGAGAAGAGGCUAGAAGACAUUAAAUCGUUCGUCCAAAUAAAUGCAAAAUCAGUUUGCAUUACAGUCGAUUCAUGGACUUCCCGUAGUUUGGAUAGCUACAUGGCUAUAACGGCGCAUUCUAUGACAGAAAAUCCUGUAGAAUUAAAAUUAGUUCUCACAUUCAAUGUGGCGAAUUUGAAGGUCACCAUACUGGUAUAAGAAUUUACAAAGAAAUAAGGUCAAUUUUGCAAAACUGGGGCAUUUACGACAAAGUCAAUUUUUUUGUCUCCGAUAAUGCAUCCAAUAUGUUGAGUGCUGCCAAAUACUUCGAAGACGAUGGCUUGCCACAUUUUGGAUGUUAUGCUCAUAAAUUGAACCUCGUGGUCCAAGAUGCCCUUGACGAAAUAAAAGAUACUUUGGCUAAAGUGCAAAAAUAGUCAAUCACUUUCGUAAGAGCACUAUAGCCAAAGAGAAAUUAUUUAAAUACCAAUCUAACCAACAGAAUGUGGCUCAGCCAAAAACGGUUAUAAAAGCUGUACCUACGAGGUGGAACUCGGUUUUCUUAAUGCUGAAAAGGUUUAUUGAACUAACAGAAGCUUUGCGGGCCACUAUUCCGAAUUUAGAUACUGAUCUUCCAAUCAUACCUAUAGAGGAGUGGAAAUGUAUAGAACAAGUAUCUAUUAUUUUAAAACCAUUUUAUGAGGCAACCGUGGAAAUGAGCGCUGAAAAUUAUUUAGUUGCAAGUAAAGCGAUAAUUUUAACUUCUAGCCUUAUCAAUAUAUGUGAUAAUUUUAAAAAACAAGAAUUAUAUGACCCAGUCAAAAAACUCGCUGAAAAAUUAAAAGAUGGCAUGUUAAGUCGGUUAGGAAAUUUAGAAACAAACGAGACCAUUUGUUUGAGCACACUUUUGGAUCCUAGGUUCAAAUUAAAAGCUAUAAGAAACAAAGAACAGAUUGAACAAAUUAAGAAUAUAUUAAAAAUUAAAAUUACAAAUGAGAUACCGGACCUUUACUACCAUCAUCAUCUGAACCGGCAACAUCAGCUGUUGAUCUUGUGCCAUCACAAACUUUCAGUCUGUGGUCCCAAUUUGACACCGAAACCGAUAAAGAAUUUGUACAAAAGAGGCCAGAUAUUGAGGCUGCCGAAAAGUUGGAAAAAUAUUUAGCUGACAAUCUAAUAAAAAGAACGGAGUGUCCGCUAAAGUACUGGCGAGAGCAUAAAUUUAUUUAUCCCGAAUUGUUUCAAUUAUUUUUAAAACAUUGCAACAUCAUGGCCACUUCAGUACCAUGUGAACGUAUUUUUUCAAAAUCAGGAUACACUAUUAGUGAUCGAAGAACACGGUUAUCUACAACAAAAGUAGCCCAAUUAAUGUUUUUAAAUGUAAAUAAAAUAUAA
Messenger RNA from Chilo suppressalis (striped riceborer), 1414 nucleotides. The record is from the annotation of a GenBank genome assembly. NCBI's taxonomy places the organism in Eukaryota, Metazoa, Arthropoda, Insecta, Lepidoptera, Crambidae.